GAAAUGUGUAUCUGUAUUCGAGAACACUAACAGAGGUAGGGAUACCAAUUUCUGGCAAACAGAAACAUCAUAACAAUGUACGGUGGCGAGAAUAAGAUACCUAAGGAUCCAUUUUCAAAAGAAUUGGCAUGGCGCAUGCAUGUAGAAAAUGAAGCCAGGACAGCCAAAGCAUUUGAAUCGAAAUACGGGUAUAUGAAAGGACCUUUAAAUAAAAUAAUAGAAGAUGAAAUACAUUUAUUGGUGGAUAAAGACCGACCUAGAAUUUCAGAUCUUGUCCAUGAACCGGUUUUAAGCGUCGAACCAUUGAGUAAAUACAUCAAGAUACUUCCUUCACCUCAGCCUAUUCCAAAAACAACAAAUGGUAUGAUUGGAUGGAGAUCACAGCAUCCAGAUUAUUGGCUUGAUAGAUAUGGGAGAUACGGAAGAUCUAAACGUGAUAUUAUGAAAGUGUUUAAUUGGCCGUAUGAAGCCAUCUGACUCUACUGUAUUUACAAUACUUUGAGCACUAAAAUAAUUACACUUAAAAAUUCA
This is a messenger RNA of Trichobilharzia szidati, 531 nucleotides long. The record is from the annotation of a GenBank genome assembly. Lineage: Eukaryota; Metazoa; Platyhelminthes; Trematoda; Strigeidida; Schistosomatidae.